Artibeus jamaicensis (Jamaican fruit-eating bat) is the source of this 2248-nucleotide messenger RNA. It is a transcript of the gene DCAF13, whose product is annotated as DDB1 and CUL4 associated factor 13. The record is from RefSeq and is a predicted model, not a curated record. NCBI's taxonomy places the organism in Eukaryota, Metazoa, Chordata, Mammalia, Chiroptera, Phyllostomidae. Gene Ontology annotation, biological process: maturation of SSU-rRNA from tricistronic rRNA transcript (SSU-rRNA, 5.8S rRNA, LSU-rRNA). The coding region runs from base 98 to 1435 and encodes 445 amino acids. Gene Ontology annotation, cellular component: small-subunit processome; nucleolus. The transcript is spliced from 11 exons. Gene Ontology annotation, molecular function: protein binding.
GGCCUGAAACAAACGGAAGUAGCACGUGCGGACGGUGGGGGCAGUAACCGGAACUCGGAGGGAGCGCUGGUGGAGUCGGCCAGAGCUCGACCCCAAGAUGAAGGUGAAGAUGCUAAGUCGGAACCCGGACCACUAUGUCCGCGAAACCAAGUUGGAUUUACAGAGAGUUCCAAGAAACUAUGAUCCAACCUUACAUCCUUUUGAGGUUCCACGAGAAUACGUAAGAGCUUUAAAUGCUACCAAACUGGAACGGGUAUUUGCAAAGCCGUUCCUUGCUUCCCUGGAUGGUCACCGAGAUGGAGUCAACUGCUUGGCAAAGCAUCCAAAGAGCCUGGCUACUGUCCUUUCUGGGGCAUGUGAUGGAGAGGUUAGAAUCUGGAACCUGACCAAACGAAACUGUGUCCGUACAAUACAGGCACAUGAAGGUUUUGUACGAGGAAUAUGUACCCGUUUUUGUGGGAGUUCUUUUUUUACUGUUGGCGAUGACAAAACUGUGAAGCAGUGGAAAAUGGAUGGCCCAGGCUUCGGAGAAGAGGAAGAGCCGCUGCACACAAUAUUAGGAAAGACAGUGUAUACAGGGAUUGAUCAUCACUGGAAGGAGGCUGUUUUUGCCACAUGUGGACAGCAAGUGGACAUUUGGGAUGAACAAAGAACCAGCCCUAUAUGCUCAAUGACCUGGGGAUUCGACAGUAUAUGUAGUGUUAAAUUUAACCCAAUUGAGACAUUUCUCUUGGGAAGCUGUGCUUCUGACCGGAAUAUAGUACUAUAUGAUAUGAGGCAAGCUACUCCUCUGAAAAAGGUCAUCUUAGAUAUGAGAACAAAUACACUUUGUUGGAACCCUAUGGAAGCUUUCAUUUUCACUGCAGCAAAUGAAGAUUACAACCUGUAUACGUUCGACAUGCGUGCGCUGGACAGCCCCGUGAUGGUGCACAUGGACCACGUGUCUGCCGUGCUGGACGUGGACUACUCUCCCACCGGGAAAGAGUUCGUGUCCGCCAGCUUUGAUAAGUCUAUUCGAAUCUUCCCCGUGAACAAAAGUAGAAGCAGGGAAGUGUACCACACCAAGCGGAUGCAGCAUGUCAUCUGUGUCAGGUGGACUUCCGACAGCAGGUACAUCAUGUGUGGGUCUGAUGAAAUGAACAUUCGUCUCUGGAAGGCUAACGCUGCUGAAAAACUGGGUGUGCUUACAUCACGAGAAAAGGCAGCCAAAGAUUAUAACCAGAAGUUGAAGGAAAAAUUUCAGCAUCAUCCUCAUAUAAAACGUAUCUCACGUCACAGACAUCUACCAAAAUCCAUCUACAGUCAGAUUCAAGAACAGCGCAUCAUGAAAGAAGCUCGGAGGCGAAAGGAAGUGAAUCGCCUCAAACACAGCAAGCCCGGGUCCGUGCCGAUCGUGUCGGAGAAGAAGAAACACAUAGUGGCCGUCGUGAAGUAAUGUUUGGUGUGUUCCUGCCAGUGCUCACUUGUGCUUGUUUGAUACGUUGCGAUUUGCAAAUUCUACAGAAAAAAUGCAGUUAAUCCUUUAACACCACAGAUUUGAACUGGCCAGAUUCACUUAAAUGCAGGGUUUUUUCCCCAGUAAAUAAACAGUUGGCCCUUUGUAUUUCCAGGUGUGCAUCUAUAGAUUGAACCAAAAAGGAUUGAAAUAGUAUUUUCUGUCAAAGGUUGGGAAUCCAUGACCGUAGAGGGCUGACUGAAGUUACACGGAUUUUCAGCUGUUCAGAGGGCGGGCACCCUGACCCCCACAUUCUUCAAGGGCCAGCUGUACCGGCUCUACUGUAACAGUUUAGUUUUAUAUGUGUAAGCCUUUGUUGUUCCUUUUAGCUACCCUGAAAAAUUAUCUUUAAAAGGUGGCCUGGUUGGUAAGGCUGUACAGCAUUUUAUCCUCGAUCUACUUUCUAAUUUCAUCGAAGUAUACAGAGGUUUUGCAAACUUAUUUUUACUGUUAGAAAUUAUAAAUGUACUUAAGCUCUGAUCUGUUAUUGUAGACACUGUACAGUUAAAUUGACAUACAAGAUCAAACAUCUCUUGUGUUACCUUUAAUAUUGAGGAAUUAUUGCAGUGAUUCUUCCUAGGAUUUCAUGUAACGUAGAAAAAUUAUGUCUGUACGUUUUUCAAUCAGAUACAUUUUCUGUGCUUUAUAUUUGGUUUUUUGAGACUUCAAAGAGUCCUUGCAUUUAUGUACCUUUCAUAAAUGAUAACUUAUGGUCAAGUCAAUAAUAAAACAUCAUUUUCUCAGCAUUGUAAC